GUGGCAAAAGCCAGGAAUAGUUUAUCCUGAGCACUUGGUUCUGUGUUCAGAGAAGUAUCCUGGUGUAGGAAACCUCAUAAGCAUAUGCCUAACGUGGAACACCAGUUUGCUUCCAUUUCAGUCAACGGAAAGAAAGUCAGUAAAUGCUUAAAGUUCAAGAAAUGUGUAGUGCUGGAAUUUGUACUUCCAGUUGCAGAAUACAGGUGUCGCUCUUUUUUUUCCCCUUCUGUAUCUAGUGUCAUUUGGUUAAUAUAUUGUGAAGUGACUUGUUUUAUAAAUGCCUACAUAAUACUUCAAGAUCUAGGAGCAGUCUUUGUAUUUUGCAAUACUCAUGGUCCUGCUAACAGCCAGUAUCCUGCCUCUUCAGUGUGCUUUUUUUAUAUCAAACGUCUUGUGCAGGUUUCUCAUCUGCCAAACCAUCAGAAGCCACACGUGUGUGCCAGGGAGCUGGCCUGCCCAAUGCUGUUGGUGGCCUGCGCGGAGUACGUGCUUUAUUGCUUGUACCGCACACAGACCUUCUUCACCCCCUGGUGCUGUUGCUGCGAGCUACCCCGGGAAGCUCGGGAAAGGCCCCGGGAGCUCUCCCGCUCCCGGCGCCCUGAUGGGAUCCAUCUGUCCCGCGCCUGGCGCAGGAUGCGCCGCCUGCUCUCCUCCUUCCUUCCGUUCUGCCCCGAAAGCGGCUCCGCGCCGGGAGGAGCGCAGAGCUCGGAGUGUUUUAAAUAAAAAAUAAACUGUA
Messenger RNA from Pipra filicauda (Wire-tailed manakin), 736 nucleotides. RefSeq lists its product as uncharacterized. The record is from RefSeq and is a predicted model, not a curated record. The coding region runs from base 85 to 723 and encodes 212 amino acids. NCBI's taxonomy places the organism in Eukaryota, Metazoa, Chordata, Aves, Passeriformes, Pipridae. The transcript has 2 exons.